This is a messenger RNA of Drosophila biarmipes, 2204 nucleotides long. Its product is annotated as glucose dehydrogenase [FAD, quinone]. Bases 33 to 1898 code for a protein of 621 amino acids. The record is from RefSeq and is a predicted model, not a curated record. NCBI's taxonomy places the organism in Eukaryota, Metazoa, Arthropoda, Insecta, Diptera, Drosophilidae. Gene Ontology annotation, molecular function: flavin adenine dinucleotide binding; oxidoreductase activity, acting on CH-OH group of donors. The transcript is spliced from 2 exons.
GCUGCAGAGUUCAGUUACCGACCAUCGCAACCAUGGAGAAGCUGCUGCUGUCCCGGCUUCUGUUGCUGCUCCUCGUCCAGCACCAGCUCGUCCAGGAGGCCCACUCCCAGCGGAAUCCCCAGCUGGACGCACUGAGGCGACUGGGCUUGGGCAAUGUCAUCAAUGUGCCUUUCUUCAGCGAUGUACCUCAAAAGAACUACGAUUUCAUAGUGGUUGGCUCUGGAGCUGCCGGCUGCACCCUGGCCGCCCGCCUCUCCGAGAAUCCCAACUGGAGUGUGUUCCUCAUCGAGGCUGGAGGUGUGGAGAACAUAGUGCACCAGGUGCCGCUCCUGGCGGCCUACCUGCAGUCCACCGCCUCCAACUGGGGCUACAACUCGCAGCCUCAAAAGCACGCCUGUCGCGGAAUGCCGGACAACAAGUGCGCCCUGCCCAGGGGAAAGGUGCUCGGAGGCACCAGCUCCAUCAACUACAUGAUCUACAAUCGGGGCAAUCGCCGGGACUUCGAUGGCUGGGCGGCAGCUGGAAAUCCCGGCUGGAGCUACGACGAGGUGCUGCCCUACUUCCUGAGGAGCGAGCAUGCGCAGCUGCAGGGCCUGGAGCACUCGCCGUACCACAACCACAGUGGGCCCCUGAGCGUGGAGGAUGUGCGUCAUCGCACGCGUCUGGCCCAUGCCUACAUACGGGCUGCCCAGGAGGCGGGUCAUCCGAGGACGGACUACAAUGGUGAAUCCCAGCUGGGGGUUUCCUAUGUCCAGGCCACCACCCUGAAGGGUCGCAGACACAGCGCAUUUCGGGCCUACAUAGAACCCAUAAGAUCCAGACGCCGUAAUCUGCACAUCCUGACCCUGGCUCGGGUCACCCGCGUUCUCAUAGAUGCAGCUACCAACUCCGCCUACGGCGUGGAGUUGACCCACCAGGGCAGAAGCUUUAAGGUGAAAGCCCGCAAGGAGGUGAUCCUAUCGGCGGGUGCCUUCAACUCCCCCCAACUGCUGAUGCUCUCGGGGAUCGGGCCAGAGGACAACCUGAAGGCCAUCGGAGUGCCCCUGGUAAAAGCUCUGCCGGUGGGCAAGAGGAUGUACGACCACAUGUGCCACUUUGGACCCACCUUCGUGACCAACACCACGGGAGAGAGUCUGUUCUCCGCCAAUUUGGGCGCACCAGUGGUCAAGGAGUUCCUGCUGGGCCGCGCCGACACCUUCCUGUCCAGCAUCGGUGGCGUGGAGACACUCACCUUCAUCAAGGUGCCCUCGGCCCAGAGCCCGGCCAGCCAGCCCGACGUGGAGCUGAUCCAAGUGGCCGGCAGCCUGGCCAGCGAUGAUGGCAGUGCCCUGGCCAAGGGAGCCAACUUCAAGCCGGAGAUCUACGAGAAAAUGUACAAGGAUCUGGCGCUGCGGCAGCAGGAUCACUUCAGCUUCCUCGUCAUGCACUUCAAUCCCGCCUCCGUGGGCCGCCUCUGGCUCCACAAUCGCAAUCCGCUCGAGUGGCCACGCAUCGAUCCCAAGUACUUUUCGGCCCCGGCGGACGUGGAGAACCUGCUGGAGGGCAUUAAGGAGGCCAUCAGGAUCUCCAAGAUGCCGGCCAUGCAGGCCAUUGGCACCAGGCUGCUUGACAAGCCGGUGCCGGGCUGUGAGAGCCACGAGUUCGCCUCCGACGACUACUGGAGGUGCUCCAUACGAACGCUGUCCUACACGCUGCACCACCAGGUGGCCACCUGUCGCAUGGGGCCCGAGAGCGAUCCCACCACCGUGGUCAGCCACCAGCUGAAGGUGCACGGCAUGCGGCGCCUCCGGGUGGUGGACACCAGCGUGAUCCCAGUGCCGCCCACCGCCCACACGAACGCGGCGGCCUUCAUGAUCGGCGAGAAGGCGGCGGACCUGAUACGAUCCGAGUGGAGCUGAGCGACUCUGGAGGGAGAUCGCUCUAAGAGGCCACGGCGAUUUAUGUAAAGGGGUUAAUAAAAUGCGAGAGGAAAGUUGGACGAAAGCAAACAGGUACACUUCGAAUGCGAAACGGUUUGAAAACAUUAGGGAUUUUUUUUCAUAUUUUAAAAGGCUUAAUUUGUAAGGUGUUUUUGGGACCCCUAAGGAUAUCAUUCCAAACAUUUACAGCGCGUAUUAUAAAAUGUCAAAUUCAUUUUAACAGCAGCAUUCUUUUUUUUGUAAUAAAAAGUAGCUUAAAAAAAACAAAUACUAUUUUUUAAUUGG